AUGGCGCUGGUGAUGGAGCCGGUGAGCAAGUGGAGCACGAGUCAGGUGGUGGACUGGAUGAAAGGCCUGGACGACUGUCUGCAGCAGUAUGUGUGUGUGUUUGAACGUGGAGGGGUGUGUGGGGAGAGGUUGCUGAGGAUUAGCCACGCUGAGCUGGAGGACCUGGGAGUCUCUCGCAUCGGACACCAGGAACUCAUACUGGAGGCUGUGGACCUGCUCUGUGCUCUGAACUCUGGCCUUGAGACUGAGAGUGUGCGGACUCUGGCCCACAAGCUUGGCGCCUCAGCCAAGAACCUCCAGAACUUCAUCUCUGGCCGGCGCCGCAGCAGCCAAUCAGAGAGCAGAACCUCCCGGCGGCUUCCCAAUGACCUAUUAACCUCUGUGGUUGACCUUAUUACUGCCGCCAAGAGCCUUUUAGCCUGGCUGGACAGGUCUCCAUUUGCUGCGGUGGCAGACUAUUCUGUAACCCGAAAUAAUGUCAUCCAGCUCUGCCUGGAGCUUACCACCAUCGUACAGCAGGACUGUACAGUGUUUGAGACGGAGAACAAAAUCCUUCAUGUGUGUAAGACCCUCUCCGAGGUGUGUGAACACAUUGUGUGUGUGUCAUCAGACCCAUUGGUCUCUCAGUCAGCCCACCUGGAGCUGGUUCACCUCACCAACAUCAAACCCUCAGAAGGCCUGGGAAUGUACAUUAAGUCAACCUAUGAUGGCCUGCAUGUGAUCACAGGAACAACAGAAGGGUCUCCGGCUGACCGCUGUAAGAAGAUCCAUGCAGGAGAUGAGGUUAUACAAGUCAACCACCAGACUGUGGUGGGCUGGCAGUUGCGUAAUCUGGUGGGCUCUCUGCGGGCUGACAAAGGGGGCGUGUCGCUGACCCUGAAGAAGCGUCCACAGAGCACGCUCAGCUCCGCCCCUGCACUGCUCAAGAACAUGCGUUGGAAACCCCUGGCUCUGCAGCCAACCAGGAGUCCUGGCAGCAGCUCGGCCACACCCUCAAGCACGCCCACCAAGAGCUCUGCCCUCCAGGAACUUUAUAUUCCACCUCCUCCUGCUGAGCCAUAUACACCCAGAGAUGAGACAGGAGCCUUGUCUGGUGAUGAGGCAUCUCGUAACCAUGGCAACGUCACGGUCGCUAAGCGCUCUGAGUCACCAAACUCCUUCCUGGAUCAAGAGUCUCGGCGGCGAGAAGAGGAGGAGCCUGUGUACUGCACCACACCCACCUACGGCAGACUGAGGCCCAUCUCUAUGCCUGUGGAGUGUAACUGGGUGGGCGAUUAUGAGGAUCCAGCUAAGAUGAAUAGAGAAAGCCGCAGAGAGGCAUCACUGAUGCGCUAUGUGGGAAUGGCCAGUGGGGAGGAAAGGGCAGGCUCUGAUGACUACGCCUCCCACACAACCCGGCCGGGAAAACGGUCCAAUGACACGACUAAACGUGCCAAAAGACGGAGCCACCACAGCCAAAGCCCCUCCCAUUACGUCCUUCAGCCCAGUCAAAGGGAUUCCCCACCGAGAGAUCCAGCCUCCAUUUACCAUACAUACCAACAGUCGUCUUCUAUGCAGACAAAGAACAGGAAGAAGAAUAAAGGUCGGAGUUUGGCCUCGCUGAGCCGCAGGCGUGUGUCCUGUAAAGCUCUGGGCCGAGGGGACUGCGAGGGCUGGCUGUGGAGGAAGAGAGACGCCAAAGGAUACUUCUCUCAGAAAUGGAAAAAGUACUGGUUCGUUUUAAAGGACACCUGCCUAUACUGGUACAUCAACGAGGAGGAUGAGAAGGCAGAAGGCUUCGUCAGUCUUCCAGAGUUUAAAAUCGACCGGGCAAGCGAAUGUCGCAAGAAGUAUGCUUUUAAAGCCUGUCACCCCAAAGUCAAGAGUUUCUACUUUGCGGCCGAUGGAGUGGAUGACAUGAACAGGUGGUUGAGCCGUCUCAACAUGGCUGCCGUGGGCUAUGCUGAACGGGAGAGGAUACGCCAGGACCAGGAUUACUGGAGUGAGAGUGAGCAUGAGGACGACGUCACUUCCAGCCCCAAACAGGACAGCCCCCCUCCUCCAUACGAUACUUACCCGCGGCCUCCAUCCAUGAGUGCAUACCUGGAAGGCAGAACCACUCGCCUGUCCUCCACAGAGACAUCUCGUUCUCGCUCUUCCCAGGAGGACUUCCUGUGUGCUGACCCUGCCGCCGUAGCCAGUGAGCCACAGUACCACCCCGGACCUCUAGGGGGUGGAACCACACACAGCGGCAGACAGCCCGGAGGCAGUAACAGUAGUGAUCUGCAGUACCGUUGUGAUCCUAUAGAGUACCGCUCCAGCCCUGCAGGGGGCAGCAGUGAAACAGGCUCACCUGGCCGCUCCUCCUCAUCUCAGCGUCGUUCAUGGCAGGAUCUCAUUGAGACUCCCCUGACCGAGGCUGGCCUGCACUACUUACAGACUGGACCACUAGAAGAUGCUGUAUUUGCUGAACCAGGCCCAGGGGGCGGGACUAUGGCAGUGGGUGGGGUUUACACGCUCCCUGCACAAAGAAAUGUCCCGUUGCCUAUGGCGAUGCAGAGGCUUAUCCCUAUGGUAACACAGGGCGGCAAACCCCGCAGCUUCACAUUACCACGAGACAGCAACCUACACACGCUUCUCACACCGCCCGCCAGAGAGGAACAGCAAACACACACUGGUGGAAGCGAGGGCGCAUCCCUUGGUGACCUGUUUCGCGCAUGUGAACAGGGCGGGGUGUGUCCUCUGGGCCGCGCCUCAGAGGUGAGGGGUCAGUCGGAGUUCAGAGAGUCAUUCCUCCGCCGGGCCGCCGACCCUCAGCUUAAUGACCGGCUACAUCGCCUCCGCAUACUGACCUCCACGCUGAAGGACAGGGAGGGGGAGUUAGCGUUGAUUGACAGGCUGCUGGCCAAACCCCAGCUGUCGUCGGCAGAGUUCCAGGAGUGGAAGAGAGCCUAUCAGGAGCUGUUCUCCCAAGAGCCAGUCACACCGGCCGAGUCAGACCCAGCCCCGCCCUUGACUCCAUCGCUCUCUCACACACACUCCUAUAUUGAGACCCAUGUCUGA
Messenger RNA from Lampris incognitus (smalleye Pacific opah), 3042 nucleotides. It is a transcript of the gene cnksr2a, whose product is annotated as connector enhancer of kinase suppressor of Ras 2a. Gene Ontology annotation, biological process: regulation of signal transduction. Gene Ontology annotation, cellular component: cytoplasm; membrane. NCBI's taxonomy places the organism in Eukaryota, Metazoa, Chordata, Actinopteri, Lampriformes, Lampridae. The record is from RefSeq and is a predicted model, not a curated record. Bases 1 to 3042 code for a protein of 1013 amino acids. Gene Ontology annotation, molecular function: protein binding. The transcript has 24 exons.